This is a messenger RNA of Lonchura striata (white-rumped munia), 886 nucleotides long. It is a transcript of the gene POLR2J, whose product is annotated as RNA polymerase II subunit J. Gene Ontology annotation, cellular component: RNA polymerase II, core complex. Gene Ontology annotation, biological process: transcription by RNA polymerase II. Gene Ontology annotation, molecular function: DNA binding; protein dimerization activity. NCBI's taxonomy places the organism in Eukaryota, Metazoa, Chordata, Aves, Passeriformes, Estrildidae. The record is from RefSeq and is a predicted model, not a curated record.
GCCCCGGGCGGGCGGAAGUGACGUAACGGAAGCGGAGCGGCGGCCGCCAUAGCAACGGCGCGAUGAACGCGCCGCCGGCCUUCGAGUCCUUCCUGCUCUUCGAGGGCGAGAAAAAGAUCACCAUCAACAAGGACACCAAGGUGCCCAACGCCUGCCUGUUCACCAUCAACAAGGAGGACCACACGCUCGGGAACAUCAUCAAGUCGCAGCUGCUCAAGGACCCGCAGGUGCUGUUCGCAGGGUACAAGGUCCCUCACCCUCUGGAACAUAAAAUCAUCAUCCGUGUCCAAACCACCCCAGAUUACAGCCCGCAGGAAGCUUUCACCAAUGCCAUCACGGACCUGAUCAGUGAGCUCUCCCUGCUGGAAGAGAGGUUCAGGGUUGCUAUUAAGGACAAACAAGAAGGAAUUGAGUAAAAUGGAGCAGACUGUUACUUCUGAUGCAGAAUGACGUGUCUGUUACUGGAUUAAAUAUUUAAACCUCCAUUCAUGGCAAAUAUUUUUCCCCUUGUCCCACUUCUGUUUAAUUUUUGACAGCAGCAGCAAUAUUUUGAGUUUUGGUUUUAUUUUCAUAGCAGACAGGCACUUUGCCAGGAGGAUAAAACAUCGUGUUGGAUUUGGUAGAUAAGUCAUUAAAGUGAUUUUUAGUUUUCUAAUUGGAGCCUUGAGGCAAAUAUUUGUCCUGGGCUGUUGGGGAGGUUUUUGUAGGUGCAAUUCCAGCAUGAGAAGCUGCUCAGUGAACUCUCUGCUUUUCCUGCCAAAAACUCCAGGCACUGCCAGCUGAACUGGUAUUUUGUUUUAUUAAGUGUGAUUUCUACAAAACAAAUGCACAAAUUGUGAAAACUUAACAGUAAAAGAAACCGGAUGUUUACAAUGAACUGAUGAGU